Messenger RNA from Zea mays, 2295 nucleotides. RefSeq lists its product as uncharacterized. NCBI's taxonomy places the organism in Eukaryota, Viridiplantae, Streptophyta, Magnoliopsida, Poales, Poaceae. The record is from RefSeq and is a predicted model, not a curated record. The transcript is spliced from 2 exons. Bases 310 to 612 code for a protein of 100 amino acids.
GUUCGAUUCACCAUUGCCCUAGCACACGUACGCGCAGAUCCGUCCGCUCCAAUCCGCCCCGGUCACCCAACCCACGUUUUCCCCCACGCCCCCAUCCUUUCGAUUCACCAUUGCCCUACCACACGUACGCGCAGAUCCGUCCGCUCCAAUCCCCCUUCCCCAUCGUCUCGCGACGCCCUCGCCGCCGCCUCGCCCCCAACGAUCCACUCGCCCCCACAACGAUUCGCUUCGUGGUGAAGAAGCCACCCGCGCCUCGCCGGAAACGGAAGCAGCAACCCCUAGCCACGCUGACCCUCCACGGCGCCGGCGAUGGGGCUGAAGCGGCCUACGGCGGGAGCGGGGGAGGCAGCAGCGCAGACCAUCACGUUGUCCAUGUCGGCCAUGUGGGACACGGUGCGCGCCGCCAUGAGGGAGGCCGAAGCAGCAGCACUGGAGCCAACUCAAAGAAACGACGCCGCUGGUGUCCAUCUCCGGCGUGGCGCCGCCGCCAUUUUCAGCUGUGUAUCGGCUGUAGCUCAGUCGACAUCUUCUGCUACAGCCCUCCCAUCUCUGCAGAAGAUGGAACCGUGGAUGGAGGGAGCAUUCCUGCGGCGGAUGGAGCAGCGGGCCUAACUGCAGGUCAGUUGUUCGAUCAAUUAUGCAACUCACCAUACUCAGUCAAUUAUUAGACUAUUUGCUUGGUUUGAUUUAUUUUUUACUCGGCGUAUAUUUUGGUUGAUGUAGUCAGCAUCUUAUUGCAUAUCUGUUUUUGUUGUUCUAUGUUUGCUUUCUAUUUCUUAGAAGCAUUUGUUACAUAAAUUAGUAUGGCUCCUAAUGGCUGACGUUUGUAAUGCAUUUUGUUAGAUAGCACCUCAUUUUGUCGACCUGCGCACGUUCUUCUGUAAAAAAAGUGACAUUAACUCCCUCACUCCAGUUUAUUAUCCCAUGAUAGAAUAACUGUGAAAAAUCUGUCAAACCCACUGAACGCUAUUAUACAUAAGCUGGCAAACAAAUCUCUUAAUUGCACUGCACCCUUUUGUAUAUUCAGGGAAUUGAUACAUAGUUAAUUCAGGUGGCACGUGACGCAAGUCGAAGUACAUGUCUGCUGGCAGAUGUCUAUUCUUAUUGUCUUCAGGGUAGCUGAUAUAUAAUUUUGUUUUGAAAAGUAGAGAAAAUCCAUGCGCUACAAAGAAUAACUGCUUUGGUUCCUUCAUAACACAUGUCUGGUUCUUAAAUCGGCUGGUUCUUAAAUCAAUGGACCCCUGCAUGUCUUUUUUUUUCCCCAGAUGCACUUUACACAAAACAUUGAUACAAGUAAUAAUUACCAAAGGUCUACAACAUCAAAAAGAACAAAAAAUACAGGGCCUACAGGAACAAAUAAUUCCUUUUCCUUUGUUGUUGCGGUCUGAUAAGCUAACUUCAGAACAAUUGCUGCUGUUUGCAUGACAUUCGGGCUGUAGAACCAAGUCCUGCCAAAUCUGUCUGUUCUCAGCUUUUUGCGGCCCUUGUGUCCAUAUUGUGUCCAGACAUCAAUUUAUUGUUCACUUCAGAUCUCUGCCUUGUCAUUAUUUUUAAAUUAUCAGUGAGGUCAAUCGCAUUGCUUCUGUCAAAUGCAUCAGGAUUGGUGGUCCUUGCUGUAUGUUCUGUCAAAUGCUUCUGUCAUUAUAGCGGGCAGUCGUUCCCAGUCCACGGCUUAAAUUACGCGCACGAUUGGUGGUCCUUGCCGUAUCCCGCUGCAACGUGGUGGCCGUGGAUAGGAUAGGCUCAGAUUUACGAUCAUUGGGAUUUAAAGAAAAAACACAGUGGAAUGCAUCGUAAAUUUUGAAAUAAAGGCAUAAAUGUUGGGGGCCUUCGUCCUCCGAAGGUCCUCAAAAACAUGAUUUGACAAUAUUUUCCAAGUGAAAUGUAUGAACAGGUAUCUUCGGACUCAGAUUAUGAACAUGAAGUACGAUCAGGACGAAGCUUAAGCUAGACGAAGGAGGAUUGAGAUGAAGGACGGGCUGAUCACCAAGCUGUACGAAGGAUGGUGCAUAGCCGAAGCUAUGCGCAGGGGAGCUUCGGCAUGGUGGCAGAAAGGGGAACCGACUUAAAGAUGAAAAGACUACUUAGGCCUUGACAGAUCCCCAUAAGUCAUUAGCAAAUGUAGUGGACAUGAAUGUAAUUUUACAUGGGCUGCGUCCCACGUCUAUAAAUAGAUGAACAGUACUCCCGUACUGUUCACGCUGACUUGGCAUUUGCUUUUGCGUCACACUUGUAUUUUCAUCUCCUUCCAAGUCGAAGGUACAUUUGUAAUUCGAUAUUGUCUCUAUUUUUCUA